AUGUCCUACUCGGGCCUCGGUCUCCUAUCGAUAACGAUCUACUUCCUUCUCAAUCUCCUCGUCACCGUCACUAGCAAGCAACUUGUAACCUCUACAUUGAGUCCAUACUUGCUGACUGCCUGUCAUGCUUUCACCACGUUCAUCACUACAAGCGUAUUGUCACGGCUUCGCUCAGUGGUGUCAUCUACAGCCAACCCUCGCAAAUCACCACAGUCCUCUCAUGACGAGUCAAGACUGCCACUCCGUACACAUGCCAUUCUCCUGGCCUUCUCACUGGUGUACACUGUCAAUAUCGGUAUGUCGAACCUGUCACUCGGUCUAGUCAGUCUGGCUAUGCACCAGACCAUCCGAGCUUUGGCGCCGGCCAUUACUGUGCUCUUGACCAUCGUCGUCCUCAAUAGGCCGCUGUCUUUCUAUCCCCUCUCGAUCUACCUCUCACUCAUACCGACCAUCUUCGGCGUCGCGUUGGCUACGGUACCGUCCUCAGCUACUGCGUCUGCCAGUCAUGAUAGCAAUGGACGACCUGAGAACACACACUUUGGUAUCGCACUGACGUUCAUCGGCGCCAUCCUUGCCGUGGGCAAGACGAUGAUCACGCACCAGCUGCAGCAGCCCCGGUCCUCCUCUCCCUCUCCCUCUCGGAUGGUGAACAUAGCCCUCGGUCUCUCAGCGGUGCGACUGGUCAAGUAUCUUUCGCCGUACGCCGUGGCACAGGCACUAUGCUUUGCAUACUUGAACGGAGAACUGAAAUUUCAGCACCCUGUCAUCCAACUUCCUAUGACGGCUUUGGUGACGCGCGAACCAGGUGGACGGGUACGAGUUGGAACAUUGGCUAUAGUGAACGUGUUGUCCGCAUCGGCGUUGAAUAUUGCAUCGUUUGAAGCAAACCGCCGUUGUGGUGCUUUGAGUAUGGGUGUUGCCGGAAACUUGAAACAGGUUGUCAUUCUCUUGCUGGCGAGUUUGAGACGUCGUGGUGGUGGUGAUGAUGAUGGUAGCGGCGGCAAUGGCGGUCAUCAGACAGUUCCAGAAGGGAGAGUUGUCUUGGGCACCUUGAUGACGGCCGCCGGUGGCAUGUGGUAUGCUUGGGCUACUAGCCGUAUGAAAGAUCGAUCGUUCCAAGCACGAGUCUGA
Molecule: messenger RNA, 1131 nt
Organism: Exophiala spinifera
Lineage: Eukaryota; Fungi; Ascomycota; Eurotiomycetes; Chaetothyriales; Herpotrichiellaceae
Exons: 1
Coding region: 1-1131 (376 amino acids)
Cellular component (GO): Golgi apparatus
Molecular function (GO): antiporter activity
Source: RefSeq, a predicted model, not a curated record